Molecule: messenger RNA, 1011 nt
Organism: Closterium sp. Naga37s-1
Lineage: Eukaryota; Viridiplantae; Streptophyta; Zygnematophyceae; Desmidiales; Closteriaceae
Source: the annotation of a GenBank genome assembly
AUGCGUCGAGCCGCAGUUCAAGCAAUUCACUUAGGUCGCCUCGCCGCCUCUGCCGCUCCUGCCGGAUCCGCACCAUCCGGCGCGAUUCCUGCUUGCCUGUCCGCGUCAGCCGCGAGCAGAUCACCAUGGAUCGCGCCGUCCGCGAUGGCGAAUCAAAGUGUGUCAGCUGGCACCGCUGCUGCUGCAAGAUUAUUCAGCGCAGAGAGCAGCGUAGAUAGCGGCUCGGCGGGUCAGCAGCUGAUCGCGUCGCUAUUGGUCGAGCGGCUGCCUGUCGUCAUCCCGAAGCCUCCCGAAUGGGCUCUUAAAUACGAGUCGUUUAGUUUCGAGCGGAAGCAGCAAUAUCGCAAGCAGUAUCCUAAAGAAUUUAUGGACGCGGCCGCUUCGACCAAUGCAGGCGCGGAGGGCGAGGGCGAGGAGGAAGACGAGUAUUGGGCGGGAGUCCUCGACUCGCCGUUCGACGCGCCUUCCAGACGAACCGCUGCUGACGAGGCUAAUGACGUCAGGUCUCUGCAGCGCGCGUUGGACAAGCGCCUGUACCUGCUGCUCAAGGGGCCCUCGCUUGCCGGCCAAUCAGGCAGCGACACGUGGCACUUUCCGGAGAAGCUUUAUGAAGGCGAAGACUCCAUGCGCCAGUGUGCGGAGAGGGCAGCAGCAGCAUCCCUCGGCUCCUCCCUCGAUCUCUACUUUGUCGGCAAUGCUCCCUGCGCGCAUGCUCCCAUGGUAAUACCCAUUGUGGUCUUUGCGUUCCAUCGCAACAUGAGAGGUGCAUUUAUGCAUGCUCCUCCCUUUGGCUCCCAUGUCAUGGGCCUGUCUCACCUCACCUCCCUCACACCGCCCCCCAUCCCCACACACGUUCCCCUUUCUCCCGUUGGCAAUCUUUGUUCCGACCAGGCUGUUACCACGGCGUUCUAUUUCCGAGCGCAUGUCGUAGGAGGAGAGUUCCAACCAGCGCAUGAUACAACCAUUUCCCUCCACCUCCCCAUCUCCCUCUUCGUUCCAACCAGCGCAUGA